CCUUCCUCAUUAGAGGCACUUCAGCAAAUGCUCUGCAUAAACACUUCACCACUCAGUUUCCCAACAACUCAUGGAAAUGGAGGACCAGAUAGAAAGCCAGAAGAGAAGAGGAAUUAGCAAAGAUGACUUGAUCUCUGAGCGGACCGGCUCCCUGGGAUGCAUUGGUUGGUUCAUUGUCAUCCUCUCGGGCAUCUUCACCAUGCUUCUCUUCCCCUUCACCAUCUGGUUUUGUCUGAAGAUCGUUCAGGAAUAUGAACGUUCCGUCAUCUUCAGGCUGGGACGCAUCACGGACAGGAAGGCUAAAGGACCAGGUAUCUUCUUUGUUUUGCCGUGCACUGAUUCCUUUGUGAAGGUGGAUCUACGAACAAUUUCAUUUGACAUCCCACCACAAGAGAUCUUGACCAAGGACUCAGUUACAGUAUGCGUUGAUGGAGUUGUGUACUUCCGGGUCAGUGACCCCAUCGCCUCCGUGGCCAACGUGUCGAACGCUGACUUUUCCACCCGUCUGCUGGCACAGACCACCCUCAGAAAUGUUCUGGGGACGAAAAACCUGGCAGAGCUCUUGUCAGACCGGGAAGGCAUCGCUCACAGCAUGCAGUCCAGCCUGGAUGAAGCCACAGACCCCUGGGGCAUCAAGGUGGAGCGUGUGGAGAUCAAAGAUGUGAAGCUGCCAGUUCAGCUGCAGAGAGCCAUGGCUGCUGAGGCAGAGGCUUCCCGAGAGGCCAGAGCCAAGGUGAUUGCAGCAGAGGGUGAGAUGAAUGCAUCACGUGCCCUGAAGGAAGCGUCCCUCGUGAUCGCAGAGUCUCCGUCAGCGCUGCAGCUUCGCUACCUGCAGACUCUCAACACCAUCGCAGCAGAGAAGAACUCCACCAUCAUCUUCCCUCUGCCCAUGGAUGUCAUUUCUCACUUCAUGCGGAAGUGAUUUCUCCAAGAUGAUUCAAUCUGCUGGUCCUCAAUAUUCAUUGAGUCGCUUUCUGCAGCUGCGAGUAGUAACUGCAGAGAUAAAACUGUUAUCAAAUGGUCAAAUGUUAUUUCAAACUGAUCCUACAAAUACAUUGAUGGUUCUUUAUAGUCAAGCUGUGACGAGGCCAAGCCUGCUAACCAAUGUGGAUUACAAAGAAGCUGUCAGCAUAGUAUGUCUUUACUUUAAAUGAAAUUAGCAUUAUAUGUAAUUAAAUUUUAUAAUAAACACUGUCUCUAUAUUAUACAGUAUGAUGUGAUGUUGAUCACUUGCAAAAUUUAAUCAUGGAAAUAAAAUGAAUA
This is a messenger RNA of Paralichthys olivaceus (Japanese flounder), 1263 nucleotides long. It is a transcript of the gene stoml3b, whose product is annotated as stomatin (EPB72)-like 3b. The record is from RefSeq and is a predicted model, not a curated record. Lineage: Eukaryota; Metazoa; Chordata; Actinopteri; Pleuronectiformes; Paralichthyidae. Gene Ontology annotation, cellular component: plasma membrane.